This is a messenger RNA of Acaulospora morrowiae, 823 nucleotides long. The record is from the annotation of a GenBank genome assembly. Lineage: Eukaryota; Fungi; Glomeromycota; Glomeromycetes; Diversisporales; Acaulosporaceae.
AUGUCUAUAAGAUAUCUUUGCACUUUUAGGUUUCAGCUUAUUCAGAAUGGAAACAGGACGUUUCUUACUCGAGCGCAAAAUAGGUACAUGCUCCGGUUCCUCUCAAAAAAGACUAAUAAUAACCAUGAAAGACCAAAUCAAAUACAAACAACCGUAACGGUAGUGGAUGUUAAAGAAAAAAAUGAGAGUGAAAAUGAAAGAAUUUAUAAGAAAGCCAACCCCUUCUUUAUAGACACUUUUCAAACUCCAAAGAGUACAAAAACCUCGCGAAAAUUACCACCUUUUCUUCAAAAAGUUGUUUUUAAUAUUUCUAAAUUGUUUGGAUAUCAUGAUCUGCCAGUACAUGUUCUCGGGGUAACCAGAGAAAUGUAUCAAUUGUGUGCAAGGCAAUUGGAGGCGAAUCGGGAUUUUUACAUUGACGAAUGUAGGCUACCGGAUAGUUUUCAAACGUGGUUUUCGAUAACGCAGCUGCAUGUUUGGAUGUUGAUGGUCAGGUUCAGAGCUGAGCAAGAUGGAAAAGUUUAUAUGCAACAAUUAGUCAAUCAUUUAUUCGACGAUGCGGAAUGGAGGAUGAGAGAAAAACAUGGUAUUACAUCGAAUAGAAUUAUUAUACAAUAUAUGAAAGAUUAUCUUUCUCAAUUUCAUGGUGGAGUUAUGUCAUAUGAUGAAGGAUUGUGUAAAGACGAUCCAGUGUUGGCAGCAGCGUUAUGGAGAAAUGUGCUGGUUACAGAAGGGUCUGCGCACAACAUAGCAUGUUUAGUAAAAUACGUUAGACGCGAACUUCAAUCCUUAGAUAUGACACCGUAUGAGGAGCUUACGCAGG